Sardina pilchardus (European sardine) is the source of this 3084-nucleotide messenger RNA. RefSeq names its product acyl-CoA oxidase-like (gene acoxl). The record is from RefSeq and is a predicted model, not a curated record. The transcript is spliced from 19 exons. Gene Ontology annotation, biological process: lipid homeostasis; fatty acid beta-oxidation using acyl-CoA oxidase. Gene Ontology annotation, cellular component: peroxisome. Bases 36 to 1988 code for a protein of 650 amino acids. Gene Ontology annotation, molecular function: FAD binding; fatty acid binding; acyl-CoA oxidase activity. NCBI's taxonomy places the organism in Eukaryota, Metazoa, Chordata, Actinopteri, Clupeiformes, Clupeidae.
CAGACAGGGAAAUCACAUCUGGAAAGAACGCGUCUAUGGCUGAAAAAUACUCCUCUACCACCCUCGCAAAAUACCUUGAUGGAGAAUUCUGGGAAGUUAAGGAUCAAAUUAGGAGAGAAAUCUCCAUCUGUGAAUUGUUUCAAUCAAACAGUUACGACCUCACUCUGGACGAGACAAGAGACUUGACAGCCGAGAGACUCCACUACUUUCUAAAACUGCCACUGAUACGAAGCCAGCUAAUAGACCAGGUGAAGGAAGAUGGCCAGAGGGGCUUUCUGGCUAAAAGCCUGGGAAUCACAGAGCUUCUGUGCUCUGCAGAUAUGGCAACUGGAGUAAAGUUGGGUGUCGUUUGCGGGCUGUAUGGCGGUGCUGUCACCAACCUCGGGAGCUCGGAGCAGAAGGAGCGGUGGUACCUGCCUGUGUCGGAGCUGAAGUUUACUGGGAUGUUUGCCAUGACAGAGAGAGGUCACGGGAGCAAUGUCCGUGGAAUCCUGACUGAAGCCCAUUAUCAACCUGCUACUCAGGAGUUCAUCAUCCACACACCAUGUGACGAUGCUCAGAAGAUGUACAUCGGCAAUUCAAUGAAGGGAAACUUUGCUGCAGUGUUUGCUCAGCUUACUGUGAAUGGAGAGUCUCAAGGCCCGCACUGUUUCGUGGUCCCCAUCCGAGACGAGCACGGGACCAUGCACCCUGGAGUCACCGCUAUCGACAUGAAGCACAAGGAAGGCCUUCAUGGAGUUGACAAUGGGAUACUGAUAUUCAACAAAGUUAGGAUACCAAGGGAAAACCUUCUUGACAAGUUCGGCACAGUGUCUGAGGAUGGAAUGUACUCGUCUCCAAUCAAGAGCAAGAGCAGCCGCUUCAACGCCAUGCUGGCGGCUCUGACGCCCACGCGCCUCGGCCUCACUGUCCAGGCUAUGGCAGCCAUGAAGUUGGGGCUCAUCAUUGCUGUACGCUACAGUCACAGUCGGAGGCAGUUUGGGCCCAGGGACCAGGACGAGGUGAAGAUCAUCGAGCACCAGACCCAGUACCUGAGGCUCAUGCCACACCUGGCCGCCGCCCUGGCGCUCACCUUCACCACCAGGUAUGCAGCGCGGCUGAUAGACGAUGCCCUGUUUGCGGGUCAGGACCUCCAGAGUGACCGCUCCCUGCAGGCUCUGGUGGCCGGCCUGAAGGCCUACAGCACCUGGGAGAACCUGGCCUGCCUGCAGGAGUGCCGCGAGUGCACCGGGGGCAUGGGCUUUAUGAUGCAGAACAGGAUCCCGGCUCUAAAGUGCGACUCCGACGUCUUUGUGACUUUUGAAGGAGACAACGUGGUCAUGCUACAGGUGGUGGUGCGUGAGCUGCUCAGCCAGUACACCAAGCAGCUAGGCAACAGCGUGGUGGCCGGCCUCAUCAGAACCUGGACCAGUUCCGCCUCAGACAGCCUCAGAACCAGUUUCCUAGGCUUCAGUGUGGACAAAGUGGGUGAUUUGAGUUUCCUGCUGAAAGCUGUGAGCUAUCGGGAGAGAGUGCUCCAGAGAAGCUUGGCUGCCAGGCUCUAUAACAAGGUUGAGAAGAACAAAGACGAGUUUUUCGAGGCUUGGAACUCCUGUCUCCAUCAUGUCACCGGUCUGGCAUUGGCUCAUAUCCACCGAGUGACAUUGGAGCAGUUUGCACUGGCUAUUCAAGAAUGCCAGGUUGCAGAAGACCACGCCUUGCUCACAAAGUUCUGCCUCUUGCACGGCACCAGUCUGGUGUACCAGGAGAGGGCUUGGUACCUGGAACACAAGUACCUGACCCCGAGCACUAGCAGGCAGAUCCGCACCCAGCUCUUGGAGCUCUGCAAGUCUGUGAAGGACGCGGCCUUGAAGGUGGUCUCGGACUUCAACAUCCCACCGUGCUGCAUACAGGCUCCCAUCGCCGGAGUGGCCAAUCCGAGGGCCGAGUGGGCCUUCUACUCCCAGCCGCAGAUCCCGUCGGCACAGAAAACGCUCUCCAAGCUCUGAGGCCAGCCGGUGUGGAGGAGGCAAACCAACUAACUCCUUACUAACGUACAGUAUGGCUGUCCAAAGGAACUGUCCCACACGUGUGGAGUUUUAACACCUAUAAAGGUAGACUUUGUGUUAUGCCAGCGUUACCUUGUGAGACACUAGCGUGUGGAGUUGAUUAUAUAUUAUAUAAGUCCAGUUUGAUUUCUGUUUUUGUUUUGCUGCAUAUGCCUUAUGUUGUGUCUUGGUUGCCAUGGGAUUCACAGGGAUGUCAGGUCAUACGCUAAAACAUGAUCCAUAUAGCCUAUUUCUCCAGGCUGUCAGAAUGUUCUAUUGUGUGUGUGACAUUCUUCUCCAUAGAUCUUUGACAUGAAAGGACUGUUUAGAGCUAUGCCAAUGCACUUACCACACACACACAACACAAACUCUUUUCACUGAUACACUUUGAAGACUCUGCUUUUCUGCUUUUAGACAGAAUUGGUUGACUUGAUCAGUUUUAUGUCAACAUCAAGUCAACCAAUCAAGUCACUUUUAUGUCAACAUCUCACUGACUUGACCUGCCGUAGCGGAUCGACACGGGGGCCUUAACAGUGGGGCAAGGUGAGGUCAUUGGUUAUGGAAGCAAUCUAACCUCUGGGCUGAAGUCUAGCUGUCAUAUCAUUACGCCAUGUCAUAUCAACGGUAUUAGUGACGGACAGUAUUCUAUCUUCUGCUGUGUACCAUUCACAACUUUCAAUCAUAGCUCUGACCAAGUAUUCAGAAUACUUCACUGCCGGUAUUUCAGUUGCAAAUGGUGCAGGAAAGAAUAUCAUUCCAAAUGUUUUCUAUAUGAGAUGUUGUAUCUUCUACAGCAUAUUUUGAUAAAGUAUAUCUGUCUGUUUCUCUCUUUGCUUGUCAGCAUGUCUAAGGAUCACCAGCUCUUUUUCAUUCUGUUAUUAUAUUGUAAUUAUGUAUUUCUUUAAAUUAUUACUGAAAUAUUUUACAUUAGUGGUCAUGCAGCAGUCAGAUAUUAUGCUUACAGUUGCCAUGGUCUACCAAGGUACAGUGAUGUGUUUUAGGUUUGUAAAGUUACCAUAAAACUGCUCAGAAUUUCAAUAAAUCCAACCUAUCAUGA